Molecule: messenger RNA, 3277 nt
Organism: Pseudonaja textilis
Lineage: Eukaryota; Metazoa; Chordata; Lepidosauria; Squamata; Elapidae
Source: RefSeq, a predicted model, not a curated record
CCAACACAGCGCCUGCUUAUCCAAAAUAUUCCUAUGCACCAGAUGUGUUUCUGCUGCCAGCAUUGUAGAAGGAAUCUAAGCAUGCUCAACUAUGCAGUCUUCCAAGGAGCUUUCUACUGCAAAGUUUGUUCCAAGCUGGUUGCUGAAGUUAGAGGAAAAAGAGGCCCCAACUCCACCCUCAGCCCAAACCAUCAGCAGCUUCCACUGAAAGGCACCCAGUCAAAUCCAAGACAAGAAUCUCAAACGAAGAGUGGCUCCGCUGGAAGGAUUUUGGCUCGAGAGAAAAUGCCAAAGAGACCUUCCGAUUUACAUCUCCAGGGUAACCAGAGUGAUAAGGUGACCUCACAAGGCAAGCCAAAAGCCCUCUGCUCACCUUUAAAGAAAGAUGCUAAAAGUUAUACUGGCAGAAAACAUGAGCAAUAUGGAAUAAAAGAAACACAAGAUUCUACAGUGAUUCUGCGUAGUCCCCAAAGGUCAGAUAGGAGUUAUUACAAGACCUGGGAAGAUAAUUUCAUACCAGAAAGUUUGGGGGAACAGAAGAGCCAACUUCCCAGAGUCAUUGGCCCAAAAUGUAGGGACCGAGUUUUGCACUGGAUUAAAAAAGGACAUGGAAAUCAAGAACUGGGAGCACUGGAAAAUAGACAAUUGUUUGUGGAUGAAGGAAUUGUAGGAGUUCAAGUAGGAAAAACAGGGCCCAGCCUAUUAGAAAAGGCCAGGAGAUUCCAAACUAGCACCUCUGGAGUUGAAAGAAGCACUUCCAAGGUGACCUCUUUAUCACUGAACCUUGCAAGGUCUUCACUCGGUGGUACAUUUCUAUCUUCUGAAGGAGCACUUAGACAUACUACAGUGACACCUGCAGCCACAACACGAGGUGCUCCUCAACUUGCAAAAGAUUGUUUCCAAGGUGAUCUCCAACCUGGUGGAGAUUCCUCCUGGAAGGUCACCUCUGAUGGAAAGAAUCCAAGGCAGGUGGUCAAACCUCUUCCUAAAAUCAGGACAACGUUACCAGGUUUGGUGCCACCUCUGGAGCAGAGAUCAAAGAAGAAACUUCAAAAAGCCAGCCAGAAAAAUACACCGGACACGCUAGAAAGUAAAGAUGCAGAAGAACCAAGUGAUGGCACCAUGGUAUCAAUGCAAAAUGAGGAACCCUCCCAAUCAAAGCCUGAAGGUUUGGUAUCUUCUCCUGGCCAUGAGGAAAAGAAGAACAAUCAUAGCAAGAAGACUUUCAACGUGGAUCCAGUGAAGCCCUGCCUGGAAACUAACCAGGAACCAAAACCAUCUUGGAUGACCAGGAAUGAGUUCCUUGAAGAAGAGACUGAAAUAUUGCAACCUGAAAAACGACCAAGUAUGGACGACCAACUCUCUCCUGAAACCCUCCCUUUAAGCAAAGAAGAUAAAAAGGAUGAAAUGCACCCAAGAGCAAUCUCAGACAAGUUUGCGACUCUAACGUGCUUUCCUGUGUCUCUGGACACUGGAGCUAAAGGUAGAACCAGUUCUUCAGCCAAAGCUGGGAACAUAGAAGAUGGUGACUCAUUACCCAGCUUACAAGCAGAUGAUGUUGAAAACGGGGAAGUUCUACCCAGAAAUAGCCUACAAGAACAUGCUACUUUGAUCUGCAACCCAGAACCUACUCCUGAAAUCACAAACACAAAUGGAAAGCUGCAAGCAAACGCCAGCAGUGGACUUCACCUAGAACUUGCAUUCCAAGAAGACACCUCUAGAGAUAUCAGUUUUCUGCCUUCUGCCAAAGAUCCAGAAAUACUGCCUUCCUGUGAAGUCCUAGAUUUGAUAGAAAAAGAGGAGACAGGACACGUAACGAUGGAAACCAAAGCUCAACACGAAAGUGUCCCGGCGACAAAUCAAGAUAUUACAGCGGAGCCUUCCAAAAAACAAUCGUUAAAAAAACAAAACAAUCCUUUUGCUCAGUUUUUUGCACCCAAAACACAAAGAAGUAUUCCCAGCCAAAAGCCAAUUUCAGGAACCAAGAAAGCAGCCAAGACUCAUUCUGCUUUGCUCACCCUGUUUGGACAUUCAGAUAGUAAAGACAAAAGUCAAAAGGAAAAGCCAAGAAAAGAGUUAGGAGAACUUUCGGGAAAAGUAGAUUUACAACCUACACAUUUCUUAAGCCUAUCCAAACCUGAUUUUUCCAAGAAAGAUGAGAACUCCGGAAUGGCUCUCAAGACAAGGAAUUCAGAGGCAGACCCACAAGAUUCAAAGGAAAGUCAUGGAAUUGGCUCAAAAGGAAAUCAAAAUAGGAAUUCUCCACCCCUGGACAGUGUUAAUACAGUUUUUUUGGACCUUGGAAGAGAGAUUUCAACUACCACACAAAUGCAGCCUAGAUCAAAGCCCCUUGACGUUCUGAGGCAAUCAAAUAUAAAUGCAGAACAUACAGUGGAGGACCCUGAAAAAUCAUUAGCGUUAACUAGUUUUCAGAGUUGUGUGGCGUCUACAGAGAACGCGUCACAGUAUUCUGCCAAUACUUUGGUGGAGACAAGUGUUUCUUGCAGAAAUGUUAUUUCUGAGCAGGAAUCGAACGAUGUGGACAGUCAAGAUUUAGAGAUAAAGGCAAGAAAUGUUUCAUUAUUGCACCCUUUGGCAAAAGAUGAAACUCAGGCAUUGGAUGAGGAGAUUGGGGUCCCUGAUAUGGUUUCAUCCUUUAAGGGGAUGGAAGAAUCAGCAAGCACAGAGAAGGAAAAUGCAGAAUCCUCUUCUGGAUCAGAUACAGAAUUUGUACACGUGAAAGAUCAUUUUUGCUCAGAAAACUUUCUGGGGAUCAGCCAUCCACAGUUUGCAGAGUUGGAGCCAAUCAUGGUGAUCAGAGAGGACAGCCUUAGGAACAAUCAACCUCCAGAAAGUGGAAAUUUCCAGGCACUGGAGUCGGAUUCAGAUAAUCCUUUUAAACCAACUCUGCACAUUGAAGAAGCCGCUAAUGAGAAUUACUCCAUUAAAGAAAAUCAUUUCCACCCUGUGCUUAUUCCAGCUCAAUCCAUGCCUGAGCUACUUCGAGACACCCUCCAGAGCAAGGCUACAGAAAGGUCACAUAAAAGUCCGCCAGAGGACAAAAUUCAAGUGUUAGAGAGUAGACAUCCACAAGAACAAUUGCAAUAACCUUUGACACCCAGUGCUUACAGAGUUCCAACUGAGACUUAGUGUGUUUUAAGAACAACUUGAGUUAAAUCUAAACCAAAUUGAUGAAGCACCCUUCUUGUUCGUGCUCCUGUAGACACCCAAACACACAUAUCACUUACUACUAUUUGUUUAGUGCCGUUCGAAGUUA